CGCGCGCCGUAAACGCGCGUUGUCAUAUACGCACGACGAGCACACGAAGGGUAUCCCGCAUCGUUCUCGCGCGCGUCACAAAAAGACCAAGCCAGGGCCGCUCCCAAGUGUAAUAACCGCUCGGUUUAAACGCACGAAAACGACGACGGAGCAACGACUUGUCGUCGUAAAGACCAUAGAACGUUGUUCGCAAGGUUGAGGUUAGGAACCAUCGACUGUGUGCGGUUUGUGGGUAGUUUUGUCGUAGAUACGUGACCAAGCGCGCGCGCGCGCACACACACACACACGUAUCGGACUGGGUACACGCGGUUCUAACUGUCAGUUUUCAGCUGGUAAGAAAACAUCGGAGCGCCGAGAUCUAAUGGCGUAACAGCGGCCGUUGUGGACAAACGCACAGCGGAGGGACGAAAGAAAGGAGCAAGCUCUUGCAGUGACGUAAGAAACCAAACUGGUGGUAUCGAAGAGUAACACUAGUGGGGCAUAGAAGAGUCGGCCAAGCGAAGGAGAGAAAAGUACUCGCGCGGUCGCAUAGAGGAAGUACCGCAAGGCGUGAAAGAGGAAAAGAAAAAGCAGUAAACACACACGAGAUGGGUGAGAGACGAGGUACGAAGGCGCUGGAGCUUUGGUGCCGUCGAAUUACCGACGGUUAUCCGGGUGUAAAUGUGCAAAACAUGACUACCUCCUGGAGAGACGGACUCGCCUUCUGCGCUAUGAUUCAUCACUUUCGGCCAGAUCUCAUUGACUUUGACAGCCUUAACAAGAACGAUGUGUACGGUAACAACGAGCUGGCUUUCAGAACAGCCGAGCAGCAUCUUGGAAUUCCUGCUCUUCUGGACGCCGAGGACAUGGCGUCCUGCACGGUGCCCGAUCGAUUGUCCAUUCUCACUUAUCUGUCGCAAUUUUAUCAAACCUUUGGAGGCUCGUCACCUAAUCGUCUAGCAACGAACAGAACGAACAGCGAGUCGGCCGACGAGAGGAUCGCCCCGGUCCCGGAAUCUCCUAAGCAAAAGGUGGGGUCGCGUCUGGGGAUGCGGAGGGAUCCGUGCGUCGCAUGCGGAAUGCCGGUUUUCCUGGCGGAGAAAUUGCUGAUAGCGCGGGCUCCUUAUCACCGUACCUGCUUCCGGUGCGCCCGCUGCAGCAACCAGCUGACGCCGGGAAACUAUUACGAGACCGAGGAGGGCCAGUACUGCUGCGAGACGUGUCCGGACGAGGAGGAACUCGCUGACGUUCGUCACAAGUACACCGAGCCAGCGGCGAUGUCCGGCGCGGAACGAGAAGAGAACGAACUGCCGAGACCUCUCAGCGACGAGGAGAAGGAGAGAAAGGGUGCAAGGAAUCUACUUGAGAGCACUGCGGUGCCCGACGUAAUAUCCCACACAUUGCAAAUGCGCAAGAACUUCAUGGCCAAUCAUCUUCUUUCCGAGAAAGUCGAAGAGUCCACCGUCGUGAAAGACGACAUGUCCGCAAGUACGAAUGACCUUGAAGUUAAUUCUGAUUACCUUGAAGAAGCGAAGAGCAGAAUCGGUUCGGCAUUCCCAGACGACGACGAGAACGAGGAGGACGAGGAGGAGGAAGAGGAGGAGGAGGAUGAGGAGGAAGAGGAAGAGGAGUCCCGCAGCUCUGCAACGGAUUCUCCCGAAGUGGAGUCCAACAUUGAGCAGCAAUUCGAUGUACAUAGCGCACUAAAUAGCUUAAAUAUUAAGAGCGAUGAGAAUCAGCGAUCAACUGCCAUUUCACUUCAUGACGUAGAUAAGAGAAAAGAAGAGAAUACCAAAGAGUUGCCAGAAAACGAUGAACGAGCUGCUAAUCCCGAGAUAAAAUUGUCCUUGGUGCAGAAGAGACUCCAAAUGUUCGAGUCUCGGAACAAGAUAGGGCAUAUUGAUAGAAAAGAUCAAGAUAAGAGAAGAAUUUUGAUUCAAGAUAUCGCCGUAGAUAAAAUCGAUUCCCAAGAUCUGGCGUCCCAAGAUGUUCUUCAAGCGAACAAGAAAGAACGUUCGGAAAAGAAACUUGAGGAAGACUCGAUGAUGAUUAAAAGUACGGAUAACCGUGAAAAUAGCAUCGAAAGCGUGAGCAAACAGUCCGUGGAAAAUACUUUGAAAAUUACAAAUAUCGAGAAACACGAAGAAAGCAUAAAAGAUAUUGAGGAUAAUAUCAAUACUGUACAGCCUGAGGAAAGUUCAGAUAUCACAAGUAGCGAAAGAGAAGAUUUCUCCAAGCUCGAGGAAAAAUUCAGAAAAGAUAGCGAGAAUCUUCAUGAGGAGGUUGCUACAGGAAAUAGCGUAUUGACCGCAAAACCCAUUGAUUUAAGUGAAGAAGGUAACAAGGAUUAUCCUGAGGACUUGAAUCCCUUCAAGAGCGACGAAGAAGAUAGCGUCAUGGAUAAUACUCCGCACAAUACAAUAACCAGUUCUACGAUUAGCAAAGUGUCGACCAAUCCAUUCGACAGCGAGGACGAAGAUAUCGAAGAAUCUAAACCGCCGAAACCGGCAACCAGGAGCAAAUCGGAAAAUCGAAGAGUUUUAGCCGAAAUGCCCGUGACCAAUCGAAUUUUGUUUGGGUCACAAAGUAAUGUUGAUUCUUCUUGGAGCGAUAAAAAAGAUAGCAGCAUCCGUAGCAAUCCGCAUACUGUAAUAAACAGUUCUAAAGACAGCAAAGUGUCGACCAAUCCCUUCGACAGCGAGGAUGAAGAUAUCGAAGAACCCGAACCGCCUAAACCGGCAGCUCGAAGCAAACCGGAGAAUCGGGGAAUCGCGACAUCUGGAACCAAGCGAGUUCUGGCUGCACCACAAAUUAAUCUUGAUUCGUUUUGGAGCGACGAGGAAGAGGAACAUAGUGACGAAGCAGGGGAGCAAAACAGAACGCCGCAAGGAAGCGUGCCCGUUCCGAAACCGCGUACCAUUAAAACUACUCCCGAGACGAGCACUAUUUCAAGAAGAGCUGACUUAAGUCGUGGAAGCGUAUACGCGUCUAAUAGUUCUUUAGCCAGUUUCGAAUCAACCACGACUCCCGGCGGAACGUACAGGAAGAAAAGACCCGCGCCUCAGCCGCCGGCUGCGAAAGAACUGUUUCCAUCCGAUCAGCGCGAGUCGCCUAACAAGUCAUGCAACACUUCAUUAACCUUGGAUCAAACCUCGUCACCCCGAACAACAUUGCGACCUCGAAAAAGCAAGCCGGCUCCUCCACCGCCAGUAAUUUCCAGUACACCUUGCAACGUGUCGACAGACAGUACCAAUUUCAAUUUCGAUGUAUCUCCCAUAAUCAAGCUUCGCGGUACCAAAGAUGAUCAGAAUAUAUGGGAAGAUCAAAAAACCAACAAGGACGAGGCGAAUCGUAAUAGACAGAGUUUGAGCGGAAACUCGUGCGAUGAUAGUCUCAAGUCUUAUAACGACAAAAGCGUGCAAGGAAAAUGGAAGAGAAAGAAGGGUCCCGCCCCGCCACGGCCAAUUCCGCAUAGAAGAAAGAUAAAAGUGUUAUCCAUGAAAGACGUAAAAUUGGAAUUAGAUGAAAUAGAAUUACAACAGCAAGGUUUGGAGAGACAAGGUGUACGAUUGGAACAGAUGAUACGAGAUAAAUGCGAAUCUGGAUCUAGAAUUGAAGACUCACUCAGCACAGACGUGGAGGAAUUGGUUUUAGAAUUAUUUGCAUUGGUGAAUGAAAAAAACGAACUAUUUAGAAGACAGGCCGAGUUAAUCUUGUUGCGGCGACAACAAAGAUUAGAAGAGGAGCAUGCCGAAGUAGAGUAUCAGAUACGAUGUCUCAUGUGUCAGCCAGAAGCUACUAAAACAGACUUCGACAAACAGAGAGAAGAAGCAUUAAUACAAAGGUUGGUGCAAAUAGUCGAAAGAAGGAACGAAAUCGUCGAAUGCUUGGAAAUAGAUCGUCGAAGAGAAGUAGAAGAGGAUAAGAGUAUAAACAAGUAUAUGGGAUUAUUUGCUGCGAGAAAUAAGAAUAAACAAUCGGACAAGAACAACGAUUCUUCUAGUACAGAGAAAACAAAGAAGGGAAAAGUGAAAGAGAAAGUGAAGGAAAAAAAGUCAAAAAAGACUACAAAAAAGGAUGCUGACAAGGAUGUUGACGAGACUGAGAUGAAACUCAAGCGCCAUAAUAAACGAAAAUGGUUCUGAGUUGUAUAACAAUGUUAAUAUAUUAUAAAAAUAUUAUACGUAUUUAAUACUUUUAUACAUAUUUUUAACAUGUGUUAUUUAUAUCUGUAAGAGAGUUUACGCGCUUAGAUUAUUAAUAAGAUUGUCCACACAUCUCCACUUGCUCCUACCUUCCAAGUCCAAAUUAUUGUACAAAUUGUUGUUAAUUAACUAACUGCAGAUAAGGAAUAAUAAUGUGAAGCAAUAACACUGAUUCAGGGAACAGAAAUAAU
Messenger RNA from Pseudomyrmex gracilis, 4375 nucleotides. RefSeq names its product MICAL-like protein 1 (gene MICAL-like). The transcript is spliced from 12 exons. Gene Ontology annotation, molecular function: protein binding. The coding region runs from base 588 to 4124 and encodes 1178 amino acids. The record is from RefSeq and is a predicted model, not a curated record. Lineage: Eukaryota; Metazoa; Arthropoda; Insecta; Hymenoptera; Formicidae.